Messenger RNA from Neopelma chrysocephalum (saffron-crested tyrant-manakin), 733 nucleotides. RefSeq names its product antigen-presenting glycoprotein CD1d-like. Gene Ontology annotation, molecular function: lipopeptide binding; exogenous lipid antigen binding; endogenous lipid antigen binding. The record is from RefSeq and is a predicted model, not a curated record. NCBI's taxonomy places the organism in Eukaryota, Metazoa, Chordata, Aves, Passeriformes, Pipridae. Gene Ontology annotation, cellular component: external side of plasma membrane. The annotation marks the transcript as partial. Gene Ontology annotation, biological process: antigen processing and presentation, endogenous lipid antigen via MHC class Ib; immune response; antigen processing and presentation, exogenous lipid antigen via MHC class Ib. The transcript has 3 exons.
AUGCAGCCCCCUCGCUGCUGCCUCCUCCUCGUCCUUCUCUACCUCUUCCUCCUCUCUGGGACAUGGGCAGCUCUGGAGGGGACCUUCACUAUCCGGCUGCUUCACACCUCUACCUUCCAAAACACCUCCUUUGUGGACACGGAGGGGCUGGGCCUGCUGGAGGACAUCGAACUCGGUUCUCUUGAUAAGCACACCUGGUCCAUCCACUUCUGCCAGCCCUGGGUGCGUCCAGCCCUGCCCCAAAGGGUGUGGGACAACAUUGACAACAUAUUCAGGAUCUAUUUGUAUCGGUUCAUCCGCGUGAUCAAUGAAGGGGCCAUACAGAAGGAUGUGCCCUACCCCUUUGUGGCUCAGAGCAUGGCAGGCUGCAAGCUCUACCCCAACAGGACCUCUCAGGUCUUCUUCUAUUUGGGCUACAAUGGGCAGGACUUCCUCAGCUGGGAUGCAGACAAUGCCACCUGGACCCUCUCCCAGGACACCGACCUGGCACGGUACGCCAGGGCUGUCCUCCAGAACAACACCAUCCUCGGUGAGGCGGUGAAGGGCAUCUUCAAAGAUACCUGCAUCAAUGCCGUGGAGAUGUUCCUGAGUUACGGGAGGGCAGCUCUGGAGAGACAAGGUGAGACCACCCUGACCCUGCCACAGCCACCCCAAAGCCCUGGGGCCAAGCCGUGCCCAACCAGGGCUUCCCCCACCCCUUUGCUCCCACCCCCCAGAGCUGCCCGUGGCCACG